This is a messenger RNA of Helianthus annuus (common sunflower), 2018 nucleotides long. Its product is annotated as protein NUCLEAR FUSION DEFECTIVE 4. The transcript has 3 exons. NCBI's taxonomy places the organism in Eukaryota, Viridiplantae, Streptophyta, Magnoliopsida, Asterales, Asteraceae. The coding region runs from base 57 to 1748 and encodes 563 amino acids. Gene Ontology annotation, cellular component: membrane. The record is from RefSeq and is a predicted model, not a curated record.
UUCUCUCUCAUCAAUGUGUUUGUUCGCCGGAUACAUUGCCGGAGAAUUGGAUCACGAUGCUAUCUAUAGAACGGCGGAAAUGGUUGGUGUUGGUGGCGGCGAUAUGGAUACAGGCGUUCGCCGGUACCAAUUUCGACUUCCCCUCUUAUUCAACCCAAAUGAAAUCCACACUCAGGAUUGAUCAGGUGCAGCUCAUUUACCUUGCAAUGGCUUCCGACAUCGGUAAGUUGUUCGGCUGGUGCUCCGGCGUUCUUUUGUUGUAUUUUCCGACGUGGGUUGUGCUUUUCAUGGCUGCUUUCCUUGGUUUGUUCGGUUAUGGUCUUCAAUGGUUGAUUAUUCAGACACAAUUCUCUGUCCCCUAUUUCAUGAUGUUCAUUCUAUCAUUAUCAGCAGGUGGCAGCAUCCCCUGGUUCAACACAGUUUGUUUCGUCUUAAACAUAAACAACUUCCCCGAAAACUGGCCGCUUGCUGUAUCUUUAAGCGUUAGUUUCAAUGGAGUAACAGCAGCUUUAUACAAUCUCCUCGCAACUAAAUUAAGCCCGAACGAUAAAAGCACGUCUUACCUUCUUCUAAAUGCCGUUGUCCCUUUCAUUGUAGCCAUAGCAGCUUUAGGCCCGAUUCUCCAACAACCGGGCCCUCAAAAAGACCUUCAAACAGAUGAAACAGUCAUCAAAGAUGAUGCGCAUAUAUUCGUCUGUAUGUAUAUCUUAGCAGCCGUUACGGGCCUCUAUCUUUUCUUUCUAGAACCGAAGUCACAAAACAUAUUCAUUGGGUCGGUCUUGUUGAUAGCCCUUCCAUUACUCUUCCCAAACAUCGUUUAUCUUAUAAAGAAAGCGCACCGGGCUUAUUAUUCCAAACGACAACCCGUUAAAGGCCCGGAUUACAGUUUGGUUGAAUUUAAACAUCAUGCAGAAUUCCCUGAAGAAUGUUCGACUCCUGUGGUUGAUAAGAAUUCACGUGGUUGUUGUGUUUUUGAAAGAAUAAUUGAAACUGAUCGGUUAAAGGUGCUUGGUGAGGAACAUAGCGUUACACAUCUUUUGUCUCGAUGUGAUUUUUGGCUUUAUUAUAUCGCGUAUUUUUGUGGGGGUACUCUCGGGCUCGUUUACAGUAACAAUUUAGGGCAGAUUGUUCAGUCACUUGGAUAUAUUUCCAAGACGAAAGCACUUGUUACCGUCUAUUCUACGUGCUCGUUUUUCGGGCGUCUUCUUUCGGCUGCUGCGGAUUUGGUUGCCUGCUUUUACCACCAGACAUAUACAAGAAUGUAUAACAUUCGGACCGGGAGGCUAUCACUUGCACUCGUGCUAAUGCCUAUUGCCUUUCUUCUGCUAGUUCUAUCAGACAAAUUGACUGUUUUAAGUAUCGCCACCGGUUUGAUAGGAAUCUGCUCCGGGUUCUUAGUUUCAACCGCUGUUACAAUCACUUCCGAGCUUUUUGGUUCCGAAAGCUCAGGGAUUAAUCAUAACAUUGUCAUAACCAACAUCCCGUUAGGAUCGUUGUUAUAUGGCUAUACUGGAUCUCUAAUUUAUGUUGACCACAUCAGUCGGUUAAGAUAUGAGGAUCGUCUUGAUGAAAGAGCAACGGUAUGUUUUGGACGGACAUGUUAUUACCAUACAUUUAUAUUGUGGGGCUUCAUUUCUUUCAUAGGUUUGGCUUCUAGUAUUCUGCUCUUUUUAAGAACAAAACCGGCAUAUGUAAGAUAUAAUCAGAAGCAAGGAAGUAAACAGACUUCAACCGGUGAUGACUUCUAGAAGCUGUUGACUUUAUCUAUGUUGACUGUUACUGUGAAACUGGAAGAAUGAGAUAGGUAUAGAAAUUAGUGAUGUUCAAAUGAUGCAGAUCAGAAGGAAGCAGUCUAUGAAUUCAUAGGUAUAGGUUUGUGAAUCUGUUACAUAUAUGUAGUGUUGGUUAAUGUAUGCAUUUCUUUAUCAGUUAAUGAUUUUGACUAAAAAAGUCAAACUGUGAAUGAAAAAGAGUUUCCUGUUUUGUCUGAAAGAAUGAAAUUAAAAGUUCCAAAGGAA